Messenger RNA from Fusarium keratoplasticum, 1263 nucleotides. Its product is annotated as Carboxymethylenebutenolidase. Gene Ontology annotation, biological process: polyketide metabolic process. Bases 1 to 1263 code for a protein of 420 amino acids. The record is from RefSeq and is a predicted model, not a curated record. Lineage: Eukaryota; Fungi; Ascomycota; Sordariomycetes; Hypocreales; Nectriaceae. The transcript has 4 exons.
AUGCCCACCCUGAAAAUGGAUAGCAAAUACGCAGUUCUUCCGUUCCUACCUGAAACCCGACUUAGGCAGUUUGCACCAGGUCUUACAAUCUUGCAGCCACUCUCCAGGAGGGGUAUGGGCCCUGGGCUCAUUGUUCUAGUAUCCGACACUGGUUUAGCCGGCUCCUCUGCCCUGGCCAUCGAGAACGGCGUGCCGUCACCUCUGAUGAAGUGGGCGGAGGAAGGCUAUACGGUGGUCGAGAUCACCAAGACAGCACUAGCUAGACCCGAUGACGCCAUCGGAUGGGCUCUAGAGGAGCUACGAUCAUGCAAGACGGUGGAUAUACAGGAUGUGGUCGGCCUGAUUGCCUACAACCCGGAACUUUGGAACCGAGUUGCACCCCAGCUUCAACUAUUCCCAGAGAUUAUUGGUGCCGCAGUCUACGGCAAUUUGCACCAUGGCCAGUCGAUCUUGGUGCCAGCCUCGAUCCCUCAAAUCCAUCAUCUUGCUGGCAAAGCCUCGGCGCUUUUGCAACGUGCCAAGGACUUGACCGUGUACGACUACCCCAGCGCCAAGUCCUUCCUAUUCGCAACCCCGUUCCAGGAAGAGUUCAGCUACGCGUCCGAGUCUAUUUCCCAUACCAGGAAUCUUUCCUUCUUGAAGCAACUCAUGAAGGGACCCUAUUUCGAUCUCGAGGCCAUCUGGGAUGAGCAUACAUAUUACGAAUUUGACAACCGGUCUGUAGAGUGCACCAUGGGGACAAUGGUCCAGGAGCCCUACGUAAAUCACAUUCCAACGAUGACGGGUGGAAUUGGUAGAGAGCGACUAACGGCCUUCUACCGAGACCAUUUUAUUUUUCAGAAUCCAGCAGACACAUCCAACGAGUUGAUCAGUCGCUCAGUGGGCAUUGAUAGGGUUAUUGAUGAGUUUAUCUUUAAAUGCACACAUGAGACCCGUAUAGACUGGCUCCUUCCCGGCCUUGGUCCUACCGGACGCAAGCUCGAGAUCCCAUUCACCGCGGUCGUCAAUAUUCGUGGAGACCGGCUCUAUCACGAGCACAUCAUAUGGGACCAAGGUACUGUACUGGCUCAGUUGGGGCUGAUGCCCGAAUAUUUGCCUUACCACUACCCGCCCCCUGAUGCGACCAAGGAGGAGGCAACUAAACAGCCGCUUGAGUACCGUGUCCCUGUGGCAGGACUGGAGACCGCUGCUAAAAUGCGAGACAAGGACGCUGUGGAAUCAAAUCAAAUGAUCUUGUUCAAGGUUCGCGAGGUAUCGGGGUGA